AGUUCUAGUGGAAAGUAUGUGGCCAGAAUCAGAGCGAAGCAGCGAAGCGACUAUCUAGAGCCCCCGGAGGUUUUUGUGCGUGUGUGUGGUGGUUUAACUUCACAGACUGACUGACUGACUGGGGUUGUUGGUUGCUGGCUCGACUUUUGCCUUGCAGUUUUUCCCUUCCAAAGGUAUCGGUUUCGGUAGUGCAAAACGACGGGAAAAACCUACGGUGGCCAGCCAGCUUCUCGAGGAAUGAUUCCAUGGAACCAGUUGUGAGUGGAACAAGUCGCGAAAAUUUGUGCCCACAAUAGCAGAGCAGAUUGCGUGUAGGGCUGAUUGAGCAAAAGAAGCAGGAAGAAGAGGAAAAAAACGUCAGAAGGAGUUUUCACGAUCGGCGCUCCCUUUUUUCCUGGCUUGCGAAAAAUUACACAAAAGCCAUCCGAAGCGGAAAUUGGCGAAUAGUUGUUGAGUAGUGCGACAUACAAUCGAUGAUUUUUUUUAAUCCGUUUGCCUCUUGAUAAGGCUUUGUGUUUGCGGUCGAGUGCAGUGAUUAAAAAUUUGUGCUGAAGCUUUUUCCUCCUGACUUCCGGCCAGAUUCGGAUUCUGUGUGGAUAUUGGAACGCCAUUGGAUUGCUUCGGAUGUAACAUAGUUUCCGGUCCUGGUGUCUACAGUUGUGAGUCGUAAAUCUACCCACCCCUGCUUCGGGAUCCAUUGUUUCUAACUACUAGAGGCGUUCCUAUUUGAACCCUUCUUCUCACCUUAAACUGAUGCAGGAUUUCGUCGUGCGGUUCUUAUGAUCGUGUAUCUACUUUGGCGACGGCUAGCAUCGCACUUUCUACCAUGAUCCACCAGAAAUGGAGCAACGACUUUUGCACCGGCGAUCAUCAACGACGACAGUGUCCUCGCGAGUGUCAUCACUAGUCACUCGUCAGGUUCCGGUGAUCAGCUCUUGACAGUGGUUGAUCGAUGAACCGAUCGUCGUGAUCCUCGAGGUGGACUCUUGAAACUCCUAGAAGGGUUGAAAUCCGGAAACAGUGAGUGCUCAGUGUGAUCGAAACACCGUGGCUGGAGCAAUCGACGGGCGUUGGUUAAUUUCCAGCUCUCCCUCUAACGUUAAACCCAAAUUCUUCUGCUUCCGCUUUCCACAGCAACAAAUUUUGAUACUAAACUAUCUACUGACUACACCCAUCCUCUCUAUUGACGAAGAAAAAAAAAGGAAAAAAAGUUAAACCACUACUCUUCCAUUAGUGUGUAGUUUCAAGCCGCUGCCUGAUGUGAAUAGUUCUUUCUGCUAGGAAAUAUAAAAUGAAUCAUAAACAGUGCGUGUUCCAUAUCCCCAAUUGUUGAGAAUUGUUUCCAGUAAAUCCAAAUUGAUUAGAAUUUCAAGUGUAUUUUCUAGCGUAACCGUAAAAAAAGAAGAAAUAACAACAACCAAAUAGUUUCAAUUGAAUCCGAUUUUAAAGUGCCAACACCAACACCUUGGUAGAAGAAGAAAAACAAACAAAGAAGUGAAGAAGAAUACCUAAAUCAAGUAGCAAAACAAAAAAAAAACCCGUUCAGGAGGUUCGGUUGCAUUCGUGUUUUGAUUAUUUAUUUCUACACACUUUCUCUAGUGAAACAUAAUAAUCUUACUCUCCUACUUAGCCAACCAAUAACAUAUGCAUAAACAACCACAGCAAAGUAGCUAUCGAAUACUAACCCAAAGCCGAGAGAAUUGAAAAAACAAAAACAUCUGAAACAGUGAUUUUCGGCAGUAAUGUGAAAGUCAAUCAAUGGAAAUAAACCUCAGUAAAGUUUCUAAACGUGUGUAGUGUUUUAAUCUCGCGCUAGCAAAAAUUAAUCGGUGAAGGGAAGAAGAUAAACGAAAACGGAAAGGUUUUUCUUAAGAAGAGUACUAGUUGUGAAAUAAAUUUGUUGAAAAUUCGUGUUCGAAAAAAAAUCAAACAGAGAAGGGAAUCCGUUCAAAUAAGAUCGAGAACACCGGAAAAAAGGAUACCAACUAACAAAGUUUCGGAGAAGACCGGAGCAGACCGGAUCAGGAUUACGCAAACGAUCAAACCUUUCAAGGAUGAAGGAUGCUGUGCUUCCACUUGUUGUGGGAUUACCCGGUGUAAACAUUUUCUAGGCGCAGUUGUGUCAACGAUUUGAAAGCGGACGAUAUGGGCACAGCAUGGCCUCAGAAGUAUUAUUCAUCGAGAGGACAUGCCAGCGCCAAACUAACACCGAACAAGAUUUUCUCGCAUCUGGCAACUACUGCAGGCUACCCGAGCUAUCAUCGAGCGCCAUUGAUCAUCAGCAAUCGGAACGAGUCAGCGACGACGAAAGCCAAACAAUUCACUGCCUUCGGAGGAAAGUCCGGAAUCACCAGAAGCAGCAGCAACAGCAGGGACAGUCCAAAGAACAAUCACAAUGGGCGCAGCAAGGGAGCAGCCCAGCUCGAUGCCGAACCGUUUCAACCAAAUGUGCCAAAGUGUUACCUUGCCGAUGGAUCUGGUCCGGUAGCGGCUUCCGAAUUCGAGGACGACGACGACGACUCCUACGAAGACAGCUGUCAAUCGUGGCGUCGGUUCUUUCUAGAGGCAAUCUUUUCGGCGCAACUCGGCGACGACUAUGGCGAAGGUCACUUCCGGGAGAAACUUCUUCCACUGAGAGCACUGCUUACGUUAGAGAUCGACGACGCCAACGAUUCCUCGCUUCUGCGUCCCUGGCAGAUCGGCGACGACAGAGACGGCCGGGCAAGCAUAAAAGCGGCACAAUCCGCUACUGCAAACACGAAGACAAACACAAGAACAACCAUGAAUGCUUCCAAUCAACAAGUAAUACUAAACCGAUUUGUACGUUUAACGAUAACACUUUUGAUAACACGAACCCUAAUGUUAAGGCCACUUGUGCAACAACUACUCGCCACUGUGAUGAUGGUCCCUGGUCUGGUGGUCGACGACUGUCCUCAAUUGAUGGCCACUUCCAGCCGAGGUGGACAACGAAGCGCCGCCGUCAACAAACAACAACAAAACACAACACAGAAACAAAAAGCUGCCAUACCAAUCAGAAGACUAUGGAACGAAAACCUAGCGGGAAGGAGUCGAAGCAGGAAAGCCAAGACGAAAACCGCCCCCAGUAUCGGAAGAAGGUGCUAUCGACGACGACGACAGCUGGAUCUGGUCCGAUCCGGUUGGUCCGUUUGCUGGUCCUCGCUGCAGGCCAGUUCAUCUUUGGCGGUAGUGAACUAUUCGCCAGCAGCGUCGCCACAUGUGCCAAGUCGUCGACAAUGCUCCUCGCCAACUUUGUUGAAACCUUUGGAAGACUACAACAACAGCAUAGCAACAGUAGCAACAGUAAUGGAAGCCGUCAGCAACAGAACGGAAGCAGACACAGCAACAGUAGCAGUAGCAGUAACAGUAGUAACAUUAGAACUAGCGACAGCUGCAGCCGUAGUGGAAUCACUAGCAAAGAUGAUUCUUGCCGCAGCAUCGAUUCAGGUGGCAGCUGCUGCAGUAGAGAUGAAAACAGCAGCAGUAACAACAAUGUCGAUAGCAGACGUCGAAGGCGAAGGAAAUCGCGACAGAACAGCGAAGGCGAGGGUGAUAACUGUUGGUCAAUCGCAACCGGCUCAAAUGUUGGUUUCGGCAGCGCGGGAGGAGGAGUGCAGCGGAUGGUGCGGCUGUUCCUGCCAGCGCUACUCAUUGUUAACAUGUUCACGUUUCUCCAUGGAGCGUCCGCCGCUUCCGGUGGUCCUAGCGUAGACACAACGGACGUCGGCGGGGUCGUCGCCAGCGCGUACACGGACUCGCGCUCGCGCAUCUCGAUCGUGCAGUAUCUGGAACCCCUGUCCCGACCUACCAAGGCGCCAAAGUGUGACCAAACGUUCGUUUCGAGGGCUGGCGGUCCUUCCAAUGGGACAUUCAACGCACCGCUGCUCUCCAACCAGGUCAACCAUUCGAGGCAGUGUUUGUACAUCUUCCUAGCAGGUCCUGGCCAGCGAAGUGGACGUCA
Molecule: messenger RNA, 3979 nt
Organism: Uranotaenia lowii
Lineage: Eukaryota; Metazoa; Arthropoda; Insecta; Diptera; Culicidae
Exons: 6
Coding region: 2146-3729 (527 amino acids)
Source: RefSeq, a predicted model, not a curated record